Molecule: messenger RNA, 1039 nt
Organism: Triticum dicoccoides
Lineage: Eukaryota; Viridiplantae; Streptophyta; Magnoliopsida; Poales; Poaceae
Product: protein LTO1 homolog
Exons: 3
Coding region: 255-665 (136 amino acids)
Source: RefSeq, a predicted model, not a curated record
AAAAAAACCCUGCCUCUAUUCUCCCUCACCUCUCGCACGGAAAGGAAAAGCAGCGGCGGCGUCUGCGAUUCCCGAUCGGAGCGGUUGAACAAAGGCGGCGGCGCUCGCAGCUCGAGCACGGAGGACUGCGGUGCCGGCGAAUAGAAGCAGCAAGGCCGUCUCUCUCUUUCCCCACUCAAAAAAUCGAAGAUUUCUUUGAAUUACGUACUUCUGCAAACUGAAUAAUCGCUGGACGUUAUUAGACCUUGGUUACCAUGGAUUUUCUUGAACCAAUGGUAGCCUUAGACGAGACACAUUAUCAAGACGGUUACAAAGAUGGUUAUGAUGAUGGCAAGGUAUCUGGAAAGGAAGAAGGAAGGCAGGUCGGUUUAAAGAUGGGUUUCCAGGUAGGUGAAGAGCUGGGAUUCUAUCAGGGCUGCUUGGAUGUGUGGAUGUCAAUAAUUCGCCUUGAUCAAGGUGCAUUCUCAGCUUGGGUCGGGAAAUACAUGGAGCAACUAGCUGCACUUCUAAGCAACUAUCCUUUGUCUGAUCCAGAGAAUAAUCACCAUCAGGACAUGAUGAAGGAUAUAAGGCUGAAAUUCAGGGUUAUCACAGGAAGCUUAGGAGCAAAAUUGGGGUAUGAAGGUCGUCCCACAUCAUCAGAGCAAGACCUUGAGGAUAUUUAGCUUGUUUAGCAUUAUUCAUAGGGUUCUUAUGGAUUAUCAAAUCUCAACACCACUUUGAAACUGAUAUUUGGUGUCUAUAUUGUUUGCUUUUGAUUUUGGACUUAUGAUGUUCAGUUUCACGUAUGUUGCUAAAGGUCUGCAAGGAAAUGUGCUGCCACUGGGAUAACGGAGGAUACCUGAAGCAGUGUAUCUAACAAGUAACAACCACUUAAAGUCUCUUCAACUUGAGAAAAAUUUGGAGUCAUGUUAUUUCUUCUCUCUUCUUAUCUUUUCAAGAUGAGAUGAUAUUCUUUGCUGUACUGAACACGCAGCUAUUUUAUGCUAGUCGCAUGUAUUUCCACUGUAAGCAAUGAUCAGUUUUUCAUUGGCUUUUA